AUGGAAGUUCGGUAUCACUCGAGCGGAUAUCGGAUGCGUCCAUUCUAUGAUGGUCUACCCUUGGCCAAUAUAAUAUCCCGAUUAUUUUCGGCCAUUCGUAACUUUCUUUGGACCGGUGAUAUUGGGGGCGGUCACCGUGGCAUGGUCUCGUGUCUGCGCUCCGCGUUCACUUGCAGCAAUGAAUCAGGCCUUUCUCUUGCGCAUGCUUCGGUGCUCUUUGGUCUUCUGAGAAGCAGAGUGGGAAUUCCAUCGAAUCUUCGAUACUUAUUCUCACAGCAGGUCUCGGAUUCUUUAUAUGUCAUGUCACUUCCCCUUUCGAAAAGUCACUUAAGGAAAGGUUUAGGCAACGACGCUACGAGUACUCAAGCCAAGGGAAGAGUCCGAAAAGCCAGGAAGGCAGAAGUGACUAAAGCACCUACUGAGACAAACAAGCCGGCUCCCCCCUGUAUAGACGAAUACUUCUUUAUGGAAGCUCCUCGUUGCAAGCAGCACCUUCAGAUACAACAAGUGCCAUGUUGUGUUCACUCCUUUAGGGAAGAUUCAGAAGAGUCGCUUUCUUCCUCUGUUAACGCAUUCUAUAAAGCAACCCAACGCCUUGAAGCAGGAAAGGCAAGCUAUUUUAACAACUCUACAAACGAAGCGAAGUGA
Striga asiatica is the source of this 648-nucleotide messenger RNA. NCBI's taxonomy places the organism in Eukaryota, Viridiplantae, Streptophyta, Magnoliopsida, Lamiales, Orobanchaceae. The record is from the annotation of a GenBank genome assembly.